UUCUCUCCUAGUGCAGCAGCAUAUCCCAUCUCCAUCUGUUUCUCUUCCUUGAUUUGCGGCCAAUCGUAGAAGAAGUAGAGAGCAGAGGAUACACUACAGAGAGCCAGAGAGAUCUUGACAAGAUGGGUAAAGCAAGAGGAGUGAACAAUGGUGUUAAUGAAAGUUCUCUCGGCUAUCUCUUUGGUUCCGGUCAACCUUCUUCCACCGCUGCUGCUGCAAUGGGCACUACUACCACUACAACCACCACAACUACCACCGAUGGAACCGGGGGCAGACCCAUUACCACCACGACUACUACGGUGACUGAUAACAAGAAGACAUCUGCCGGUGUUAGAGGCAGCCCUAAUAACUACUUCAGAUCAGAAGGCCAAAACUGUGGAAACUUUCUCACGGACAGGCCAUCUACCAAGGUUCAUGCAGCUCCUGGAGGAGGAUCUUCUCUUGGUUAUCUGUUUGGAGGACCACCAAGUCCUGCUAGAUCUGGAAGCAAAUGAAGUUACUUUGGUUUCCGACAACUCGGAUUUGUGUAAAUCAUCAAAAGUGUGUGGCCUUUAUCCCUCUCUGAACCCUGUGUGAUUCAAUUGUGAUGUUUGCCUUUUGAUCUAAAUUCUUUGUGUUGUUAAAGAGGUUUUCAGACAAUGUUUUCUCAGACUUCCCAAGGAAAUAAACUAAGUCCUGAUCAACCUAGAAA
Capsella rubella is the source of this 691-nucleotide messenger RNA. RefSeq names its product protein SPIRAL1-like 3. The record is from RefSeq and is a predicted model, not a curated record. The transcript has 3 exons. Bases 123 to 494 code for a protein of 123 amino acids. Lineage: Eukaryota; Viridiplantae; Streptophyta; Magnoliopsida; Brassicales; Brassicaceae. Gene Ontology annotation, biological process: cortical microtubule organization. Gene Ontology annotation, cellular component: cortical microtubule, transverse to long axis.